This is a messenger RNA of Argiope bruennichi, 1859 nucleotides long. Its product is annotated as eukaryotic translation initiation factor 4 gamma 3-like. The transcript has 13 exons. NCBI's taxonomy places the organism in Eukaryota, Metazoa, Arthropoda, Arachnida, Araneae, Araneidae. The record is from RefSeq and is a predicted model, not a curated record. The coding region runs from base 356 to 1546 and encodes 396 amino acids. Gene Ontology annotation, cellular component: eukaryotic translation initiation factor 4F complex. Gene Ontology annotation, molecular function: protein binding; mRNA binding; translation initiation factor activity.
AUUUUCAUGACAUGCUGAUUUGUUUUUAUUGACGAAACGUUGUUUUAAUUUUGAGUUUCGGAGGUCAUUCUAAAUUUUAAGCGAACUCAUGCAGAUUAUUUAAAUAAAUAAGCUAUAACUAAACAAAUUUUAGUUAAUUAACUUCAUUACUUUUUCCUGUUUAUUUCAUUGAACCCGAUAAUUAUGCAUCAGUAAAGAAUAAUAUUAGCUUCAAAUCUCUUUUGAAAGACAAGAAUCAAAACACCAAGCAAACUAACAGAUUGAAUAAAAAAAAAUAUUAGUGAGCAUCUUGAUUUAACAGAAAAUACCCUCAUAUAACAAAGGCAUCUCCCUCAAUAGCAUACAUUCUUGCAGAAUGUUAAGCUCUGUAAUGGCCGGAGAAAAGGAAGCAUCUGAAAAGGCUAUGAAUGUUACAUCUCCUCUUGGCCAGAGACUUAACUUUAAUGCAUCUGAAAACGUUUGGAAGCUAUCUAGCAGAAGUCAACAAACUAUAGAAGAAAAGGAGACUCUGAGGAGGAAAGUUCAGGCAGUAUUGAACAAACUAACAUUUCAAAAAUUUAAAAUUCUCUUUAGUCAACUCAAGAAAUUAAAUAUUGAUUCAUUAGAAGCAAUGGAUCUUGUUGUUGAAUUGAUUUAUGAGAAUGCAAUAUAUGAACCUUAUUUUUGUGUUCUGUAUGCAAACUUGUGCAAACAACUGGCAUCGAAAAUUCCUUUUGCUGGGCAAUCUGAUCAACCUUUUGACUUCCGCACCCUCUUGUUAUCAAAAUGCAUAAGAGGAUUUGAUGAGAAAUUCAGUAAUUUUAAACAAGAGAAUCAAGAUCUUCAAUCUCAAGAUAAUGAAGAAAGGAUUAAAUUGAAGGCUAGGUGGUUAGGAAACAUGAGGUUUAUGGGAGAGCUGUAUAAGUUCAAUAUGAUCCAAACUUCUGUAAUUCUGAGUUGUGCAGAUAUUCUUCUUAAACAAGAGGAUGAGGAUUCUUUAGAAUGUUUCUGCUGGAUAAUAAAGACUGCAGGAAAGGAAUUGGAAAAUUGCAAGGAUUUACCUGAAGAAAACCCAGUAGAUAAAUAUUUUGCUCAAAUUCAAAAGAUCGUUGACAGUCGAUUGACUAGUACAAGAAUACGGUUUUUGCUUCAAGACAUCAUCGAUUUAAGAGAGAGUAAUUGGAUUCCAAGAAGAGCCGAGAAUAGGCCAAGAACUAUUGAUGAAAUACGUAAAGAAGCGGCCUUGGAAGCCCAAAAACAAAUGCAAAUGUAUCAUAAAAUGAUAGCUAGUAAUGCAGCUGCUUGUAAUGAUCAAGUUGAUACAACUUGCCACAACUCUUGCUUUUGCGAUCAUGAAAGUGAUAAUCCAUCAGGAAGCACAAAAGUUAACUGUUCUGUCUCAAACACCUCCGAAUUAGAGCCACCUAUGGAAAUAAAAAAUCUUAUACUUGCUCGUGGAUGGAAAGGAAAAAAGAAAAAUUACAAUAAAAGAAAAUCUCAGAAUACUAGAAAUCAACCAGAAAACAGAAAUGAGCCUGCAAGCAGUUCUUCCAGAAAUGAGCUUUGACCUUUUGAUGAGAGAAUAUCCAUCACUGCAUUCUUCUAUACUGAUUGAAUCCUAGUCAACCUUUUCAGUUACAUAUUAAGUGCAAAAAAUUUAAAUGACACCAUUUAAAAUUGUCAUUUUUUUUUUCUUUUUAAAUUUUUUAAAUGAUGUUACCUACGUUCUGAAAUUGAUUAUGGAACUUGUCAGUUAUGUCAAUCUAUGAUUAAAAGAAAAAGCAUAAUUAUUUGUAUUAUGCUGUGUUUUAAUCAAAGAUAUAAAAACUUAUUUUUAUUAUUACUUUAUUAUUAAAUAUGACCUGUAAAUUUUUGGUUUA